AUGUUUAGAUCUGCCUGGGCUUGUCGAAAUAUUUCCUGGGCCUUGCCUGCCUGCUUGCCAUUGCUGUCGGCUUACCCUGGCCUGGUCUGUAGAUGCCUGAUACAAAACUUAAACGCGUCACCUUUAGGCGUCUUUAACACUAAUCAAGAGCAACAGCCAAUAUCGGCAAAACAAAAAUCAACUGAAUUACAAUUAUUUGAUAAUAAUUUGAUUCUUGAAGAAAUAUUAUGCGUAACAGUAAACAAUAAUUUAGAGUUAAACGUUGAGAAUUAUAUUGAUAUACUUGAAUUACUUGAAAUGAGAUUCAACGAUAUUACGAACAAUCCAAAUAAUCAACAACAAGGUUUAACCGAAGAUUUGCCUCAUCCGUCAACAUCAUUAUCCGAAGCAACACCGGCAAUGUCAACAACCAACACAAACCGUCGUUCAACAAUCGAAUCAUCCAUUGACGAUUCAAUGGAUAGCCGUUCUGUCAACGAUGAUGAAGAAGAAAGUCGUGGCGAAAGAGACGGUUUAAAUCAAAUUGAAAUAAAAAAAAGCGGUGGAACAGUACGAAAAUUGGCUCGAUUUGGAAAUAAACAGGUGGUAAAAUAUAGUAACGAAUAUCAUGAUAGACGAGUGAAAAAUAAUGAAGCUGUUAAAAAGUCAAGAAUGAAAGCAAAAGAAAAACAAAAAGACACAGAAGGAAAAUUAUCAAAAUUAGCUGAAGAAAAUCAUAAACUAAAUGAUCGUGUCGAUUUAUUGCUAAAAGAAUUGCACGUUCUUAAGUCACUAUACAAAGAAUUAAAUCAAGAACUGCCAUUCGAUGCGGUGAAAGCAUUAGAACGAAUUAAUGUCCAUUGA
This is a messenger RNA of Didymodactylos carnosus, 843 nucleotides long. The record is from the annotation of a GenBank genome assembly. NCBI's taxonomy places the organism in Eukaryota, Metazoa, Rotifera, Eurotatoria, Philodinida, Philodinidae.